Varroa destructor (honeybee mite) is the source of this 2509-nucleotide messenger RNA. It is a transcript of the gene Nop56, whose product is annotated as Nop56 ribonucleoprotein. Lineage: Eukaryota; Metazoa; Arthropoda; Arachnida; Mesostigmata; Varroidae. Gene Ontology annotation, molecular function: snoRNA binding. The record is from RefSeq and is a predicted model, not a curated record. Gene Ontology annotation, cellular component: small-subunit processome; box C/D methylation guide snoRNP complex.
UUGUAUGUAGUGUAGUGCAGGAGUAGUACUGCUACUAUUACUGAGUUUGUUGGCUACGCACUGAUUCGUUGUUGUAGCGCAACGGUUGCCGGUGCAUGUAGUGUUCGAGCACACCGUUGUUAGACAGUAGUACACCGAAGUUGUUUUUGUUCAUGUCAGCUGCGAUAGUUGGUGGCAUAUCCGUGGUGCGGAGGAAUCGUUAAACGGUUUUCUAUUGUCCGGUGACGGCGGCAAGGCAGCCCGUUGUUAGCCCGCCGGAACCGCGAUGGCACCGAUCCUUCGCGUACUUUUUGAGCACGCCACAGGUUAUUCAUUGUUCGCCAUCAAAGAAUUUGAAGAAGUGUCCGCGUUUUUGCCACAGGUUGAACGGGCAGUACUGGACGUGAGCAAGUUCAAAUCAUCAAUUGUGGACCUUGUGGCGUUCUCCCCAUUCAAGACAGCCAUCAAUGCGCUUGAAAAUAUUAACGCUGUCUCUGAAGGUGUUGUCCAUGACGACCUUCAGCUUUUUCUCGAAACAAAUCUCCCAAAAAAAAAAUCCAAAUUUAUAUUAGGUCUUGGCGAUGCCAAACUCGCUGCCACAAUUAAUGAGCAGUUCGGCUAUAGCUGCACACAUGUGGGCAUCGUACCAGAGGUACUCCGAGGCAUUCGAUUGCAUUUCGCUAAGCUAAUCGAGGACCUCAGUGAGUACAACUGCUCCAAGGCACAGCUAGGUCUUGGCCACUCCUAUUCGCGUUCGAAGGUGAAGUUCAACGUUAACCGUGUGGACAACAUGAUCAUUCAAAGCAUUGCCAUUCUUGACCAACUUGAUAAAGAUAUUAACGUCUUUGCAAUGCGGGUUCGUGAAUGGUAUUCCUACCACUAUCCGGAACUGGUAAAAAUUGUGAACGAUAAUCACAUGUAUGCCAAGGUAUGUCUGCUCAUCAAGGAUCGCAAAAACCUCGAAAAUAAGGAAAUUCAGACACAGCUAGAAGAGCUAUUGAUGGAUUCGGCAAAGACUCAGGCAGUCGUCGACGCUGCCCGCGCAUCAAUGGGAAUGGACAUUGCUCCUAUAGAUCUGGCCAACAUCGAGAUGUUCGCCUCGCGUGUUAUAUCCCUGUCUUCAUACCGCAAGCGUCUAACGGAAUAUUUGCGGUUAAAGAUGCAUGACAUCGCGCCGAAUCUAACAGCAAUUGUUGGCGAAAGUAUCGGUGCCCGUCUGAUUUCCAAGGCAGGUUCACUUAUCAAUCUAGCCAAGUAUCCCGCGUCGACUGUUCAGAUUCUUGGCGCCGAAAAGGCACUAUUCCGCGCAAUGAAGACACGCGGUAACACACCCAAGUACGGUUUGCUUUUCCAUUCAACUUACAUAGGCCGUGCUCAAAAACGCGACAAGGGCCGUAUUGCUCGCUACGUUAGCAACAAAUGUUCGAUCGCGUCGCGUAUCGACUGUUUCACCGAUGAGGCCUCAUCGGUGUUCGGAGAGAAACUGCGUGACCAGAUUGAAGAGAGACUGAGAUUCUACGAGACGGGCGAAAUUCCGCGCAAGAACGUCGAUGUAAUGAUGGAAGCUGAGGUGGAGGCCAAAGCAGCGGCGAAGGCAGCUAAGAAACUUAAGAAAAAAGAAAAGAAAAAGCGGAAGGCAGCCGAGGCACUUGAUGAAGAGGCGCAAGCUAACGGAGAUGAAAGUAUCUUGAAUGGAACCUUGUCGACCGGGAAGGAGAAUGGCGAAGCUUUCGAAGAAGAACAGCCAAAGAAAAAGAAAAAAAAAGCCAAGAAAUCGAAGAAAAACGAUGACGACGGCGAAGAGAAUGAACAGGCCUAAUUGUUAAGCUACGGCGUAUGCAUUCACACAUCGACGAUGUACUACCGGAUGUAGGUGCGGAAGCAAGGUCGCAUUGUCCUAAACCUGAUAGCAUUAUGAACAAGGGGUAUUUCCUUGCAGAUUAACAGGCCACUGUGAAAAAUUGCUGAAAAAAAGCAUUAAAUGCAUCAAAUGCCUAUUGCGAAAGAGCAGUAAUUUGAAAUGACAACGGCUCUGGCGAGCUGCAACCCUCGACCGAGAUAUUAUAAUGUCAUUACUUAUUCACGUUACAUUGUCGCAAGCAAUUUAUAUCAUGUUAAAUUUUCUGUUGAUGACUCUGUAUUGGCAUUUACUUUAACUAUGGACAUAUAUAUAAUUGAUAAUUAGCUGAAUCACUAGCUGUCAGAUAGCAAUGCCGUUGUUCAGUUUAUUUGGCGAACGAGUAUAUCAUUACUACUACAGGUAUGGUUGUAAAAAAGUCAUUAAAGAAUGACCGCACGUCGACUGAACACGGGGGAGAUUUAGUCAAUUUUUUUUUUAUAUUUAGGAUGAUUAAGACUGCAUGUAUCUACAUUGGUGGGUGUUCUAGGCGGCAUGCGUUCUACAUUAUAUUGUACAUGGUUGAGAAAAAUAUUGGCCAGCAAUUCGUCGUAUCGUGCACUUCCAUAGAUGUUGUGUGCAAUCGACUAGUAAAUAACUAAACAAAUAAAAAAAAUACAAUUUUUAUAUACA